GGAGCACAGGUAUUUGGGAAGUGACGUCACCAGCCCUCAAACGGAGGAAGGGGGGACGAAACGUUUCGGCUAGCAAGAUGGCAGUGAAAUCCGAUGGCGUGGGGGUCGUUACCGGGUUCGCGCAGCUGGAUGAGCAGGAUGAAACGACGGCCAACGACGACGAGCUGGACAGCGCGGCCAUCCACAUCUGCCAUUGCUGUAAGUCGUCGUCGUGUUACUGGGGCUGCCGGAGCGCGUGCCUGCGCUCCCUCACGAGGAAGGGGAACCGGAGAGGAGGAAGAGGAGCGGAGGAGCGCCUAUGGCUGGACUGUCUGUGGAUCGUGCUGGCCAUGCUUGUGUUCUUUUGGGACGUUGGUACGGACGUUUUGUUGGCCGUGGAUUACUACAGGAAGAGGGACUAUGCGUGGUUCGGGCUCACGCUCUUCUUCGUGCUCGCUCCGUCCGUGCUCGUGCAGAUCCUCAGCUUCAGGUGGUUCGUGCAGGACUACACGGGCGGAGGCCUCGGUCCGGUGCAGGGUCUCAGCCGAAGAGCCACCGCUGGACUGAGCGCAGGCAAGUACGGCAGACAUGCAUGCUGCCACAUCUCCAUCUGGACAUGGCAAGUGCUGGUGCAUCUUCUACAAAUGGGCCAAGUGUGGAGAUAUAUUCGGACUAUGUAUCUGGGCAUUCAGAGCCGGCGUCAGACCAGACACAGACGGAGAUUCUAUUGGGCCAUGAUGUACGAGUAUGCUGAUGUCAACAUGCUUCGGCUGCUCGAGACGUUCUUAGAGAGUGCUCCCCAACUGGUGCUACAACUUUGCAUUAUGAUCCAGAAGAACCGGGCUGAGACUUUGCAGUGUGUCUCUUUAUUAGGCUCGCUGAUGUCUCUGUCCUGGGUGUUAGCUUCCUACCAUAAGCUCCUGAGGGACUCCAGAGAUGACAAGAAGAGCAUGAGCUAUCGAGGGGCACUGGUUCACAUCUUCUGGAGGCUCUUCACUAUUUCUUCACGGGUGCUCUCCUUUGCUCUCUUUGCAUCCAUCUUCCACAUCUACUUUGGCAUUUUCGUGGUGAUGCAUUGGUGUGCCAUGGCCUUCUGGAUUGUGCAUGGAGGCACUGAUUUCUGCAUGUCCAAGUGGGAAGAGGUGCUAUUCAACAUGGUAGUUGGCAUUGUCUACAUAUUCUGCUGGUUUAAUGUGAAGGAAGGCCAGACACGCUACCGGAUGAUGAUCUACUACUUUGUGGUGCUUGCCGAGAACACGGUGCUCACUUGUCUGUGGUACGCCUACAGAGACCCAACCACCACAGACUCUUAUGCAGUGCCAGUCCUGUGUGGCGUUUAUGUAAGUUUUGCCUCAGGAGUGGUCUUCAUGGGCAUCUACUAUGGAGUCCUUCACCCCAUGGGCCCUAGAAUGAGGGUGCUAGCCAGCUCCUGCUGUGCCGAUCUACUCUGGGGCCUUCCUUUACCCCCCGAGGCCGAACCAAUGGCACCAACCCCUGGUCAUUAUGCUUCACAGACAACCCCAAGCCGGGCAUCUACAACAGUUUAUGGGCAGCAAGAUGACUCCACAACAGACACCUGUCUACCAGUGUUUCAGGUGCGCUCCCCUGAACCCGCCACGCCAUCGGGCCGCCAUCGACCAGAGGGGCCUCUCAUCAAGAUUGACAUGCCCCGCAAACGUUACCCAGCCUGGGAUGCUCACUUUGUGGACCGGCGCCUGAGAAGGACCAUUAAUAUCCUGCAGUUUAUCAGCCCCUCGGCUGUAGGGAUCAGGUACAGGGACGGGCCACUUCUUUAUGAGCUCCUUCAGUACGAGUCCUCUCUGUGACCAUAUCCUCACUCCUCCACACUUUUUAUUUCACUCGUUCUGGUCUAUUCAUUAUUAAUCAUCAUCCUGUUUUUCUCUUUUUUUUACAUUUUAAUUUAAUCAAAAGGUUUAAAAGUUUUUUUCAAAAAAAAAUUUUUUUCUAAUGAUUUAUUAUGAAUGAAUACUUAAAAUGUGAAAAAGAAGACCUGAUCUUAGUCAGUGUAAAUGAUUUUCUUAUGCAAACUGUGAGUGUAUAUUUAUUUGUACAUAUGCAUUUUCUUUUUGAUAGAGUCUGUUGAAUAAUGUCAACUUCCUUUAAGAGGAUGUAUAUCUUCUGUCAGUGUGUUUACAGCUAGCUAAAACCAUCACAUUAGAAAAGUGGAGGUAGAUUGACCUUGUUGAAGCUACUUAUCUAUUCCAUUCCAUUCCAUUCCAGUUCUGUGUAUCUUUAGUUAGUCUUCCUGUUGGUUUGUCAUUGUAUAUAGUGUUUCAGUGUUCUGUAGGGUUUCAGACUUUGCUUUGCACUUACACUGACCCCUGCAGGCAAAAGCUUCAAAUUGACAGAUUAUGUAGUGGCAUUCAUUGACUGAUUGCCUUAAAGAUACCUUAAUAAGAAGUCCUAUUUUCAGAAAUGUACUUCAUGAGGUACCUCAUUGACUCAUGAUAGCACAUUUUCUCUAAAAGCUCAUGAAGUACGUCAUAUUAUCAGGAACAAAGAGUGUAGAGUUUGUUGAGUACAUAGGAAAAAUGACAGCUUUUAACUUAAGAAAGGCUCUCCAGAGUUCUUUUCAUAGCAGUGUUGCCAGGUGUUUUCCUGAUGAAUUAAGCUACUCUGGAGUGUAUUAUCAGUGAAUUUGGGAAUUGGUCUCAUAGCUAUUAGAAUAAUAUAAUAAUAUCUGUAAUUAUAUGAGAUCAUUUUGGCAAACAGUGUUGCACUACUGCUUUGUACCACGUGAAAGCCGUGUGUAGGUUUAUGUAAGACCGACCUGGCAUCCCUGCUUCAAAGUAUUGUGCUCUUGCCUUCUCAGCUGUCCGUUUAUCUUUCUGCAAUAUUGUGGGAAUGGUCAGGUAGUUUUCCUCCAUUCUUCCUAGCCCCACACAUCUAUUUCUCUGUUGGUGCUCAUUCUCAUGGUUUCUAGUCCAGUUCCCUAUUUGGGCAUGAAACCAAGUAAUAAAGUCAAAAGGUGCAAAUGCUUGUCAUCUGAUUCCGUAUGGAAUCAUUUGCAUACAUGUAUUUUUUUGUUUUCUCCAGUGUUGGAUUUUUUUUAAUUUAAUUUUAUUUUUAAGUUUGUUCAAAAAAGCUUAACUCAUGGAACUAAAUACUUAUCUUUGCCUGAAUAUACCUGAUUUUUUUCUCACAAACUUAAGAAACCAUUGCAAUGUUUAUUUCCUGGAGAUGUGCAUGCCUUCCUAACUCGCAUCCUUUGCUAUAACCUAACCACCUGUCAGCAACCUUCUUAUUCAGGACAGGUGCUUGCAACGAAUAGUUUUUCUACUGAAACUAAGCAAACAGCAUAUUGUUGGGUAUGGUGCUACUUUCUUACACAGAUCAUGUGUUUUUGUGGAAAUGUUAGGGCUCAGAAUGCUUGGUAAGACUGCUGAACACCUACUGACAGCUGUUUGUUUUAAACUUGGCCACGUACAUGAACUUUUGUCCAAAAAAAACAUUCAUCCAGGUCAUUUAAAUUUCUAAUUAUAGUUAAGUCAAUGAAGCUCGAAGUAACAAACUCCUGAGAAGUUUAACAUCUUCUAGAUAAGUCAAGAUGCCUUAGUUUAAAUGGCAAAGUUAGGCAAUCAGUUGUUUUAUCUCAGUAUUACACUAUUCUCAUUUCCAGUUUAUUCUGUAUAUUUUAAAUAUGUGUCACUUACAUCAUGAACAUCAACACAUUUCAGGUUUGGUACACUGAGUAUAUUGCUGUGGCUCCUUUUGUGCCUGCUGUGAUCCUAAAUCCCAGAUGCCAUGCAGGUGCAUCCAUCAAGGUGAAGGGUUCUUGCCAGGGCUGGAAAGGAGCUUGAGGGACAGCUUAUUAGGGUUGACAUUACAAAUUCGCUUGAGGUAAACGAUUUCUUACAGUUUGUGAUACGUGCAGAUAUGACGUUGUAAUUUGAGCUCUUGUAUACUGUCUCUUUUAACAUGCUCCUUCCCUGGUUGCUGCUAGCCCUUCCCUUUAUAUCAGUGUGUGGCUCAGGUAUAUUCUGGUGCAGAUAUUCUACAAAUAUGAACAAAUGAUUACUACAAAUGUGCUUUUUGGCUUGUUUUCUUUCAGAUGUUGUACUUUAAGUGAAUACAUUCACAACAUAGUACCUCUGCAGAUAGAGUAACUACUGAAACUUGGUUCUUGUUUCAGGUCACUUCAAUUUUAAAUUCUGGUUUUGUUGUUUGCUGGAAGUUUUAACUUGUAUUUUGUUUUUGCCAAAAUGUUCUCCGGGUGCAAAUAGUUGCUAAGUAUGUCCCAUGGGGAAUUGCCAUCCUUCAGGUCCUAAAACACUGUGAUUAGUUUGUAUCUUCAUAAGCAGCAUCAUUUGAAUUGCUUUAGCAUUUUAAAUCAGUGUUAAGCUGAGAUUUCUGUGCAGUAAUAUACUGUAUCCUCAGAUCCCCAAUGUUCUGAAGACACACGUUUAAUUUUUUCUUGGCAAAAUACCCAUUAUUUGGAGUAAUUUUUUUAUGAUGUCAUUUCUCCUGUUCUUCUGUUCAUAUUACUCUCAAGCUGCAGUCUCUGUAGAGAAUGGCUGACAAUGCAGAAAAUGUGUUGAAUCUGAUUGAAUACUCGUCAUACUGUACACCCCAGUGGUGCAGCUCAGACGCUUCAAUAUACCCACAUGAGCAGAUGCUUGGCCUCGAUAACAAUCCCUUCCCAAAAACAUUGCGUUUCUGUCACGAUGAUCCCAUUUUAUUUUAACCUGUGGUGCUUUUAUAUUGCUGGUGCUUAAUGCUGCCAAGACAAACUUUUCAGCAAACAACAAUGCCAAUGUGCACAUUUUUUUGUUCCAAAUUAGUUUGUUUUCCAUGUGCAGAAGCCGAAUAUGACACUUGUAUUUAACACGGCAUUGCAGCAGAGAGUAAAGUAAACAUUCCAGUCUCAUUGUAAGUUACAGAAGUGGGAGAUUCAAUGGUGCAGCUGCACAGGAAAGCUAGAUCCUGUGCACAGCCCAAUAAUUGUUCUUAAAGUGUUACAGAUACAGCAAUACUAGAUAUUUACAACUAUUUAUUUGGAAGACACCUUUUAUCGAAAGUGACUUCUAGGUGAUGCAGAAUCUCUGGCAGUCCUGGAAUUCAAAACAACUUUCCUGUAACUAAGCACAACCUACUGUAACUAAGUGGCAUUGCAAGUUUUUACUUGAAUUGUUAAAAAAAAACCUGUUAGGAGCACAUUACAGACAUGCGUUGAUGUUGAAGCUAGACGGUGCUGUUUAGUAUUGCUGUACUCAGUGGACUUUUGGGAACAUUAUCAUCAAGGUGCUAAAGCUGAACCGCCUUUGUAUAUUAUGUAUAUGAAGACGUAAAUAGAUUUUCUUAUAAAGCCUUACUGUAUAAUAAUUGUAACAAUCUGUUCAUUUAAAAAUAAUUCUGAACAAAAAUGACUUGUACACUAUAAAAUACAGAAAUCUAAAGUGCUUUUUUUUUUUUUUUACUUUAUUUAUACAUUGUGUUCCUUCUCUAAAUGCCAUUGUGAGUGAACAUGCUUAUGUACAGAAUGCUAAAGCUACAGUGUAGCUUUAAUCAUGUGGAUAUGCUUUUCUGUUUAGACUUCAAUAACUUGAUGUAUUGUAUGCAUGGUUUUCUCCAUUCUUUAUGUUUCUACAAGUUUCACAGGUGUAAUUCAGAAUUUUAUUAUUAUAGUCUGCAUGGCCCCUUAUAAUAGAAUUAAUCAGACUUUUGUUUGAGGGCAUAUUGGCGCACCAUGUAAUUGAGUAACUUCAAGUUCAGAAAAACUAGAUUAGCAGAAUUUAAAAUGAAUUUGAAUUAUUAAUCAAAACACAGUAUCUAAUUCUGUAAAAGCCUGGAGUCUUUACCUUCUGUAUUUGAUAGCCAGUGUUGCUCUACUAGAGCAGGGAAUGGGUUUUACAAGAGCAUGAAAAAUAUCAAUAUCAAUGUCAAAAUAUGCAACCUGUAAAUUGUACACGUACAUAGGACAUGUGUAUUUUGCUACACUUAUGUUUGACCUUUUGUUUAUUUAUUUAUUUAUUUUUGGAAAGCACAGGGAUUAACGACUGUGUACGAUAUUCUGCGAGCACUGUUCUGACAGCGGAAAAAAUGGUAUCAGUUUAGUUAUAGACGCUCACCGAGCACUUUAUUAGGAACACCUGUACACCUACUUAUUCAUGAAAUUAUCUAAUCUCAAUUUCUGCUAAAACAGACAGAAAUGGACACCAACACCAUGGAUCCAUGGUCCCAACCUGCCCUGUGUCAACAGUCCAGGCUGGUGAAGGUGGUGUAUUGAUGUGGAGGUUGUUUUCUUAGCACACAUUGGGCAACUGAUAAUAAUCUAUAAUCGCUUGAAAGCCACAGCCCUAUUUACUUUACAAAUUAUAAGUAUAGUCCUAAAGAAGUGCUCGGUCAAACAAAGAAAAAAUUAUGCCAGAACAUCUCCACUUUUAAGUGUAAAAAAAAAUCAACAUGUACAAUGUCACUAAAACAAAACACAUUUUAGAAAACAAAAGAAAAAAGAAAAAAAUAAUAAUCUAAUUUGCAUACUUGGACAUCCUUUUUGAAUUGGGUAUGUGGCUGUGCUCAAAAUCCACCAGUCAUCAAACUCAUGUGAAAUAAUAAUUAGUGCACGGCUGCGUUCAACUUAAGCGACUGAUUUAAAUAAAAAAAACAUUUUUUUAUUUUUUUAUGAUAAAUAAAAAAGCACAAAUCCAAAUAAAAAAUGGCAUCAGCAGAAAAAAAAGUGUUUUGGAGUGGUCCAGCCCGAGCCCAGGUGCUGCACAUUUACGCAAUUAAGAUAUUUAGCUUUUUUUCUCUGAUGUGAGAUCAGUUUCAUUUUUUUACUGCCAUUGUACGAGUUGUAAUUUUACAUUAAUGAUGGAAAUGUUAUCAUAUAAUUUAUCUUUAACCUGCUGUUUUAACAGGGCUAUUUAAAACAUUUAUAUUUAUACACUUUUUUUUGUAUUUCUGUGUUUCUAUUUUUGCAAACAGAUACUUUUACCAUAAGUGAUUCUUUAGCUUGCCUUUUUUGUUUGUUUGUUUGUUUGUUUUGUUGUUGUUGUUGUUUUCAGGCAUCAGUGUUCAGUUUUCUGUAUGGCAGUACAUUAUAUAACGCUUUGACUCCAACAUUUACUUUGUCAUUCAGUAAAAAUGGUCAGGUUUGUUAUUAAGAAUGUCGGCUUAACCAAAGUUGUUUUGGAACUGUUCUCUAAAACGUUUGUAUAUCAUACUUAAUUAACACAGCACAAUAUUUAAAAAUGUUGCCCUUGUACCAGGUUUUUUGAUUGGUCUGUAUUGCAUAAGGGGACAUCACCUUGUUGGUUGUAAUUGAGUUUUUAAUCAAAGCACAAGAGCAUAGUCUUUGGUAUCCAAACACUGCAAUACAAUCACGUUCUCUAUUCUGGUUUUGACACCAGUCGCUUUGGAAAGGAAUGUCGCAUCGCUUUCCUUCAUAUUUUUCUUCAUGUAGGUAGUUAAUUCUGUACAAAAUGUAUAAAGUAUGAUGUACACAAAAUGUAUAUUUACUGUUCUCCAAAAGUUCUCUCAGUAUAUAUUUUACCAGUGGUGGAUUAAAUCAGAUACUUUUGAUACAUUCAAUAGCUUAUAUUUAUGAUAUACUGUGAAGCAGAAUAAUAUUUAUGUGGGGUUUGUACACUUGUAAGCUGAUGACAUCACAAUCCUGAUGUCAUUACAGCACAGCAUCUUAUAUUGUUGAACAGAACACAAUGAUUGUGUUAUAGCUAUCAGAUGGACAAUCCUAUCAGAUGGAACCUGGAUCAUCUAAUAGCUGUCAGGUGAUUAGCUAAUCAGUGAUGGGCGCAGAUUUCUAUUUUUCUUUUUUCUUUUCUUUUCUUUUUUUUUUUUUGCUUCAAACAGAACUGGUUUUAAUGCUCAGUGAUAUAAAAUAAUGAUCUAAAAACAAUAACAGACCAAGUCAUGGUCUAAGGGCUGUCACAUAGCUAGACUACAUGUUUAAGUAUAUUUUUUUAAAGCUAUCAAAGGGUACAGUUUUCAGAAAUGAGUACAUUUGCUCUUGUGGAGCAACACCACCUAUUAGUGACAGAACAAGGUGAUUGCCCCUUGCUUUCAUAGCACUUCUAAUUCUGAAAUGUCUUUAUUGAUUUGUCUGUUUGUUGUCAUGACCUUAAGGAUUGUUACAAGCAUACAUAACUUAAUAAUUCUGUGUUGAUGGUUUUGUGGCAGGUUCAGAAUACCUGCAGGACUGUAGUGAAUAUUUUAAGACGCCUUUAUUUUUCCAUAGUUUGCACUCAAAGGAAAUAGGUUUGGCAGAAUGUAACUUUAGAAUAAUAAUGAUUGUCUUCCCCAAGGCAAAGUUAAAUACAUUUGACAACAGCCGAUCUGAUAUUGAGAUGCUAUAUUAAUUAAAAGUUUUUAUGAUUUCUCUUGUUUUAUGGUUCAGGCCAAAUAAUUAUCACACAUUAUUCUGGUUAUAUUUUCAUUCUUUUAACAUGUUUUAAAAACACUAAUUGUAAAAUUCUAGUUCUAAAAUUAGGACAUUUAAAUCCUUUAUUAUAGAUAGAUUUUUUUAAAUCAUUUUUCUUUUCAAAACAACAGAAGUGUCAUUUGAGGUGAAUUAUAUAGGCUACGUAUUAUAUUCGGCAGUUCUGUUUUUAAACCCAUCAUUCAAAGUAUACAGAUCAGUCAUAACAUUAAAACCACUGACAAGUGAAGGGAAUAACAUUAAUCAUCUUGUUACAAAGGCAGCUGUCAAUCGGGUGGAGUAUAUUAGGCAGGAAGGGAACAGUCAGUUCUAGAAGUUUUGGAAGCAGGAAUAUAGGCAAGCAUAAGCAUCUGAGGAACUUGAGAUGAUCAAGGAAGGAAAUCCGGUGAGCCGGUGAUGAUGUCAUAGGCGCCCAAAAAACACUGACGUGCAUGGAGAGCGAAGGCUAGCCUGUCGUUUCCGAUCCCAUAGAAGAUCUACUGUAGCACAAAUUUGUGAAAAGGUUAAUGCAGUUUCUAAAGGAAAGGUGUCAGAAAACACAUUGCAUUGCAGCUUGCUGUGUAGCUGCAGAUCGGUCAUGACAUGACUGCCCAUGCUGACCCCUGUCAUGUGGAUAGGACUUUGACAUGUAUCAUCUACCUAAAUAUUGUUGCAGACCAGAAAAACCCCUUCAUGCCAACAUUAUUCCCUAAUGGUGUAUUAAUGUCUUUCCUCAGACCUCAGGAUAAUGCGCCCUGACACUCUGUUUAGAAAAGGCUUGAGGAUCAUGACAAAGAGAUCAAAGUGUUCCAACAGUUUUAGGCCUCCAAAUUUCCCAAAUGUCAAUCGAAUGAACCAGUAUCUGUGAGAUGUGCUGAACAAACCAAUCUGAUCUCAGAAGGAAUCACCUCACAAUUUGAGGAGUAAAGGAUCUGCUGCUAACAUCUUGAUGUCAGAUACCACAGCACAUCUUCAGAGGUCUUGUUCAGAGUCCAUGCGUUGUUUUGCCAGCACAAUGAAGACCUACACAACAGUAGGCAGAUGCUUCUAAUGUUAUGGCUGAUCUAUGUAUAUUGUAAAGCAAGUAAUAGUUUCUUAACAACAUUGUAACAGCAUUGUUUUUUAAAUAAAAUAACAGCUUUAUUUUAAAUAAAAGACUUUAGGGCCAGCUAAAUGUGGCUGAUCUGAAUCUCAUGACCAAUUCUGUUCCUCAGAUUUUCUUUAGAGAGAAAUAUGGUGAGUGAAAAUAAUUUACCAGUUUGCUCUGAAAUCUGAACAGUGUUACGUACAAGCAGUGUUUGAUAAUUUGUUUGUUUGUUUGUUAGUUUGUUUGUUACUGUGACAGUGAAUUUUUUUAAAUCUACAAUCUUUCUAAGUGUUUUUGAACUUGUUUUGUGUCUAAUUUCUAUUUAACUAUAUGAAAGUUUAUAUUUCAAGUAUUUUUUUUUGUUGUAUUGACUAUUCAAUUAAUGGUUAAAACCGAGGUAUAAAUGUAUAAAUAAUAAUGUAAUGGAGGGUAUGAUGUGCUGUAAAACAUUUAAAAAAAUUUUGUAUUAGCAAUCUGAUGAACUUAGUUCAGAUGUAUGUUGGUUAAUAAUUAAUUGUAUGUUUUGGUAGUUUUUGACAUCUGCUUAAAAAUGAAAAUUUAGAAAUGUCUAAUUUUGCAUGGGUAUAUAGUGUGUUUGGCACACUGAAAAAAAAUACUAAGGGUUGCGAUUCAGGGGUUUUGUUGAAGUCUGUUGUUUAGUUUUUGUUUUUCUUGGUAUGUGUUUGUUCUGUGUGACUGUCUCAUUAGGCUGUUAUGGUCCUUUGCUACCAUUAACUGUGAGGCUCUUGUUCUGAUUCCUCAAGGCAAGACGUAUGUUGCAUGAACGUAGUCGUCUAAUGUUGUGAGGCGUCUUUGAAGAUCUCACCAGCACAAACUCAAAUUGCUGAUUUGUAUUCUGAAUCUAAAGGCUAUAUUCUAUACGUCAGGAGAUUAGUAGUUGACUGUUUUCUGAGGGUGAACGUUGUAUGGUAUUUCUAUAUUUUUACUUUUUUCAAUGGUACUUUUUUGUUUUUGUUUGUUUUGCAGUUUCUCAUAUGUAACCUACCACUGUAUAGAAACCAACUACCUGCAUAGAUGUUUUUUCAUGUUAAUUGUUCGAAUUAUAUACAGUGAGUGAUUGUGAGUCAAAACUUUAGUUUUAUGGAUUGAAUCAUUGUAUGUAGUCAUCAAUACAAUGGAUUGUGUCCCCUUUAAUCACAUAAUGCCAGAGCCUUUCAAAUUGUUCUAAACUAUGAUGAUGAGGACAUUACUUCAUGCAUACAGUAAUAAUUACUGUACAUGUAUAUAUUUUUUUCAAUUAUUUAUAACACAGUUUUGUUGAUUAUUACCACUUUAUAACCACUUUGGUUUCGUUAUUUCUCAUCUGUGCUUGUCUUGUUUCCUCCAUUUAGUGUCCUCCUCUGGCAAAAUAAUGAAUGUGAUUCAUAAUGACAAGAUCAGUUUAAUGGGAUUUACAUCUGUAAUUUUUCCUGAACAUUUUAAGAUGUAUAAAAGUAAGACAGAUUCGCAUACGUGACUUUAACACUGGAUUUAACAGCUGAACCAUUUUGAGUUUGAAAUCUCCUUUGAGUUUACAGUUUUAUACCUUAUCUGAGGUUUUAAUAAUCACAUGUUUUAAAAAAAUGAACUGUACAGAUUCUUCGGAUUAGCAAGAUACAAAUGUGCACACAAACAAAUAAUUUUGUAUCUUUGUCCUUUUAAUACAUGGAAAUGUGACAAAAAAAUAAACAUUUCAUUUUCCUACAGA
Molecule: messenger RNA, 11169 nt
Organism: Tachysurus fulvidraco (yellow catfish)
Lineage: Eukaryota; Metazoa; Chordata; Actinopteri; Siluriformes; Bagridae
Gene: xkr6a
Product: XK, Kell blood group complex subunit-related family, member 6a
Exons: 3
Coding region: 78-1805 (575 amino acids)
Biological process (GO): phosphatidylserine exposure on apoptotic cell surface; apoptotic process involved in development; engulfment of apoptotic cell
Cellular component (GO): plasma membrane
Source: RefSeq, a predicted model, not a curated record